Messenger RNA from Gossypium raimondii (Peruvian cotton), 2524 nucleotides. RefSeq names its product DEAD-box ATP-dependent RNA helicase 7. Lineage: Eukaryota; Viridiplantae; Streptophyta; Magnoliopsida; Malvales; Malvaceae. Bases 142 to 2235 code for a protein of 697 amino acids. The transcript is spliced from 14 exons. Gene Ontology annotation, molecular function: helicase activity; RNA binding; ATP binding. The record is from RefSeq and is a predicted model, not a curated record.
AAUUCCCUCCUCUCUUCCUCUGUUUCUGCCCGCCUCACAUUGCAAAAUACUAUAUUUUGCAGCGGCAGAAGGAGCUCUCUCUCUUUCUCUCUGAGACAUCCUUUUAGCUUUUGAUUUUAGUUUAUAACAAUCUUAAUCCAAAUGCCUUCUUUGGCUAUAUCUGACCUCAAAGAGAAGAAAGAAGAGAAAAUGAUGAAGAAGAAGAUCGCUCUCGAAACACCUGAAUCCGAUAAAAAAACGAAGAAGAUCAAGGAACCUAAGGUUAGAGAAGAGGAAGAUGAUUCGGCUGUGAAGAAGAGUAAAAAGAAGCGUAAGGCCUCGGAGCUCCAAAUGGAAGAGGAGGAGAGGAGCGAGACGAGCUCGGAGCUUGUUGAGCCGGUGGAUCCAAAGGAGAAGAAAAAGAAGAAAAAGAAAGCUAAGGUCGAGGAAGAAGGAGAUGGAGAUGGAGAUGGAGAUGAAGGGAAAAGUGAGGAUCCUAAUGCGAUUUCGAGGUUUCGGAUUUCGGAAGCGCUUAGGGAAAAGCUUAAGUCCAAGGGGAUUGAGGCUUUGUUCCCCAUUCAAGCCAUGACUUUUGAUAUGAUUCUUGAUGGCACUGAUUUAGUUGGACGCGCACGAACCGGUCAGGGUAAGACACUGGCCUUUGUGUUGCCUAUAUUGGAGUCUUUAACAAAUGGCCCUGGAAAAUCGUCAAGGACGUCUGGAUAUGGAAGGGCACCAAGUGUUCUAGUACUUUUACCAACCAGGGAAUUGGCUAAACAGGUUUUUGAGGACUUUGAAGUUUAUGGUGAGGCAGUGGGGUUGACAUCAUGUUGUUUAUAUGGAGGUGCUCCUUACCACACCCAAGAGAUGAAACUGAAGAGAGGGGUUGACAUAGUUGUUGGGACUCCUGGACGUGUAAAGGAUCACAUAGAGAGGGGCAAUAUUCACUUAGGCUCAUUGACAUUCCGAGUUCUUGAUGAAGCAGAUGAAAUGUUGAGAAUGGGAUUUGUUGAUGAUGUUGAACUUAUAUUAGGCAAGGUAGCGGAUGCAAGUAAAGUUCAGACAGUUCUUUUUAGUGCCACCUUGCCGGACUGGGUGAAGGGUAUUGCUUCAAGGUUUCUUAAACCAAGUAAGAAGACUGUUGAUCUAGUUGGUAAUGAGAAGAUGAAGGCUAGUACCAAUGUUAGGCAUAUUGUUUUGCCCUGUUCUAAGUCUGCAAGGUCACAGUUGAUCCCAGAUAUUAUACGUUGUUAUAGCAGUGGUGGACGAACUAUUAUAUUCACUGAGACAAAAGAUUCUGCCUCUGAGCUUGCUGGCUUAUUGCCUGGAUCCCGUGCUUUGCAUGGUGACAUACAGCAGGCCCAACGUGAGGUCACCCUUAAUGGGUUCCGCUCAGGCAAGUUCAUGACAUUAGUGGCUACCAAUGUGGCAGCGCGGGGAUUAGAUAUCAAUGAUGUGCAGUUAAUCAUCCAGUGUGAGCCUCCACGUGAUGUAGAAGCAUACAUUCAUAGGUCUGGACGAACAGGCAGAGCAGGCAAUACUGGAGUUGCUGUCAUGCUUUAUGAUCCUAAAAGGUCAAGCGUAUCAAAGAUAGAAAGAGAAUCCGGUGUAAAAUUUGAGCACAUAUCUGCUCCUCAGCCUGUUGAUAUUGCGAAAUCUGCUGGUGUAGAAGCAGCAAAAAUAAUAACCCAAGUCUCAGACAGUGUAAUCCCUGCCUUCAAGGACGUUGCUCAGGAGCUUUUGGAAACUUCUGGCCUAUCAGCACAAGAUCUGCUCGCCAAAGCACUUGCCAAGGCUGCAGGUUACUCUGAGAUAAAGAGUAGAUCCCUUCUAUCGUCUAUGGAGAACCAUGUUACUUUACUUCUUGAAGCUGGAAAACCUAUUUACACACUUUCAUUUGUUUUUGGUGUCUUGAAAAGAUUCUUGCCCGAGGAAAAGGUUCAGUCAGUGCAAGGUCUGACCCUUACCGCUGAUGGAAUGGGUGCAGUUUUUGAUGUUGCAGAAGAUGAUGUGGAAGCAUUUCUUACUGGUGCUGAAAAUGCAGCUAAUGUUAACUUAGAGGUGUUGAAGAAUGCGUUGCCACCCUUGCAACAGAGGGACAUGUCAAGAGGAAGAUUUGGUGGUGGACGGGGUGGUUUUGGUGAUAGAAAUGGUGGUGGUAGCAGGUUCUCUGGCGGCAGAGGUGGUGGCCGAGGUGGGUUUUCCGAUAGAAGGAAUGGAGGUGGGCGAGGUCAUUAUAAUAGUAAGAGAUGGUGAGUGAACUCUUGACUUCAGCCAAUGUAAUAAGGGUACUCGAGGGAAGUGGCACCACCUGAAGAUGAAGAAGAUAUGAACCCUUGCAACAUUUUAUCUACUUGUGUUGAUCUGUAUUUUUUUUUUUUUUCGUUUUUAAAUUAUAUGAUAAUCCCUGGGGGUUUUGCCUUCCUCCCCAGUUUUAUUUCUUAUGUUUUGCUAGAAAUGUAAGAAAAAUACAUUUAAUAUGUAAUCCUUGCCUGCGACCAAAAACAUUAGCAGGAGAAAAGAAUUAUAAAAAAAUAUUUAAGCA